Staurois parvus is the source of this 360-nucleotide messenger RNA. The record is from the annotation of a GenBank genome assembly. Lineage: Eukaryota; Metazoa; Chordata; Amphibia; Anura; Ranidae.
GCCUCGGCUGUCAAUCACUGGGUCCCGGCCUGUGAUUACUCGCCGGCACCUGGUGAUCACCGAGUAUCUCUGACGGGGGAGCGAUCUGUGUAUAAACAGAUCUCUCCCCUGUCAGCUCCUGCACACUGCUUUGUAUGGCUCUGCAUAGCACAGCCAGUGAAACACACACACAGCCAACAAAGUAAAACAGCACACAGUUAACCCUUUGAUCGCUCCACAUGUUAACGCCUUCCUGCCCAGUGCCAUUAGUACAGUGUCAGUGCUUUAUAUUAGCACUGAUCACUGUACUGGUGUCACUGAGGAUGUCAGUGUCACCAGGUCAGUUCCCCCCAGUGUCAGAAUGCCCGCCACAGUCCCGCU